UAAUAAGAUGUGAGAACAAAUCCAGGCCUUCAAUUUUAAGAAACGGACGGUGUAAACGGUAUGAGGUGCACAAAUAAUUCCUACAUUGCGUCACACCUAAUUGCAUCUUACGAACAGAAAAAACCAGAGACCGCGUGCGUGGAGGGUAUAAUAGUCACUUGGGAAAAGAUACCUUCUCUGGAGUUCCGUUUUCUUGUUUCCACUUCCCGAAAAACUAGCCAUAAUCACGCAAGAGCUUCCAUUCAUCACACGACUGACAAAAAUAAAGAGAAUUAAAAAUGGUAACUACCGAAAUUGAUGUGCGAGAGUACCAAUAUACUGUCUCGGCAUCGAUUUGAAGUAGUAAAGUUUUCCAGAGCCAAGAGUGCAAGAGAAGGACGAAAAUGAGCUCUGUUCAAGAAGAGUAUGCGAUGAUGAACCAGAGCAUAGCCGAUGAAGAAGGUCAUGAACAUGGAACGAUGUACAGGGGGAAGCAAAACGAAAAGGAAGAUGGUGCUCGUGUGGCUAGCAAAAUGCAAAAAACUUCAAAAGAAGUUGCAAAAAUAAAUGAACAAGUGCAAAGCCAAGGUACAAUAGUGGUAAAAAAGGUUGACUUGAACAAGCGUGCCAAACAUGUGUAUUUGGUUUGCUCUGAAAGUGGAAAUUCGUCACCAAGCCCACGUCGUAGUGGUAGGAUUCAACAGGCUUCAGCUGCACAAAAAGUGGAUGGUGAGCGUGGAACAAUUUCUGGAGUGUUGCAAUACAAGGAACAACACAAAGAGGUGGGCGGUCAGCUCAUUGGUGACACUGUGAUUCACGAGAGUGAUGAUGACUUUCAAGAGGCACCAAUACAAAAGACAAAGAGAGCAGAAUGUAGUGUGCGUGAUGAAGUGGUCAAUGUGAAGAAAAGAAAGAAGGGGAAAAUUACGCUGAUGAAGGAAGGGCUGCCAACACUUCAAACCAGAUCAUCACCAAAUGUAUUUGUGAGAGCAGUCAAGCAAUUCAAUGACAAGCAAAAGACUGAAGUUGAAAGAAUUGGGUUUGGAAGCAUGUUAAGGUUGGAAACACCAGAGAUACCUUCAAAGCUGGCUUAUUGGGUGUUGAAAUCUUUCAAUCCGAAAAACUGCAAGCUGGAAAUACUUGAUGGCAGUGUGCAAAUCAAGGAGGAGGAUGUGCAGAUAGUGCUCGGAUUUCCAUGAGGCAGCAAACCUAUACUAAAAAAACAUAGAUUAGCAAAAUGUGAGGUGCUAGAUGAGUGGAGAGCACUAUUUAAGAAGAAUGAGAAUCAGAUUACUCCGACAGAAGUAUGCAAGGCGAUGUUGGAGUGUACUGAGGGCGGAAUAUGGUUCAUAAGGCAUUUCUUGGUCCUGCUCGUAUCUGUGGUAAUCGAUAGCUAUCAAAAUAGAUAUGCCAACCAUCAAAUCAUAAACAAUCUCGACACGAUAGAAGGAAUAAAGGAUCUGAAUUGGUGCGAGUUUGUGUUGUCUUCAUUAAUUGAUAACAGAGAGGCAUGGGAGCAUAACAAAUUCAAGAUCUUCACCGGACCAAUAUUGUUUUUAAUGGUAAGAUGCAAUCAGUUAAUAUAUAAUGAAAAUGUGUACUGACAAAAAAAAAUGCAGGUUUUUUAUGCAGACAGAGUGGUGCUUUCCAAGAAGGCAUUCCCGAGGACAUUUCCAGCAGUUGUUGGAUGGACAACAAGUCACUUGAGAGCAAGAGAAAAUGCAGAGGUUAAGGGAGGAGGAUUUGGUUUGGGUUACAUUGAUGAGCAGAUGAAGAUGGAAGAGAAAAAGGGAAGAGAAGAGAUGGGAAGCAAUGACAGAGGAGAGCCUGUAGCGGGGACUAGUGCACAAGUACGAGGCACUGACGAACAGGACACAUGUGAAGAGGAUGUCAUUGUCAAAUUGGAGGCUAAAUCUGACAUGUUAGCCUCGAUAGCAAUUGAAAUGGUGAGUUUGAUUGAACAAGGGCCAAGUGAUCUUCAAGUGAAAGAAAAUAUGAUCAAAAUUGUGGAAGUGGCGAAAGUGCUGAUUGGAUUAGCACAGAAACAGACAGAAAGCCGAACAGAGACACCAAGGCAGCUAGAUGAAGAUGAGAUAGCGGACCAAUUGUUUUGGUCAGAUCCUAGGACUUUAUAUGCACUAGAGGAGGCUGAAAGAGAUGAGUUGAAAAGGGUUCAGAAUAAACGCAGGCUUGAGGAUAUUCCUACCUUUAGCUUAGGGUUGACACAGGCUGAAAAAGAGAAUGAGGAGGGGAGAAUGUUGGAAAACAAUAUUCACAAGAACAAUGCAGAGGUGAAUGAAGGUCAAGUGGUGGUUCACACAAAACCCAAUAAAGAGGGGGACACUGUAACAGUUGAUGACAGACUUCGAAGAAGGCUCAAAACAGCGGUUGUUCAUAAAUCGCCAUUCAUUAGUAGAACUGUUGACCCAAAUGAAGCAUUUUCGGCGGUAGAAAAGGCUAUUUGGUCGUGGAUCUUACUGGAUUCUGUUGGGGACAGUGAGGUGGUGGUUUUUAAAUGCAAGGGAUUGAGUGUGCCAAAAUCUGGUUUCAAAUGUAUGAAAGGGAGUGGACAUAUUCAGAGUGUUGUACUGAGGACUUGGGCCACUGUGUUGAACAGCAGAGAAGAGCACAAGAGUGAUGAUUCACCGUGUCGGAUUUUCACAAAGCCCUUUCCUUGCGUGUACAGCACGGACGGAAGCAAAAUGACAACGACCGAACGCUUUUUACUGUUUGGAGAUGGCAUGGAAGAGGCUUUGGAUGUGAUGAAAGAGUUUGUUAAUCUCAGUGACAUUGACAUGGUUUUUGUGCCCAUUGAGCAGCCUAACCAUAUGUACGUUGUAUGUGUGAAUCUGAAAAACAAAAAGGUUGAAAUACUGGAUAGCUCAUCCGCCAAAGGAGAUAGAUAUGGUCAAAUGGGAGAAAUUGUUCGAGAUAUGCUUCUAGAGUAUGUGAAAUAUAGCCCAUUGGAGACAAAGGCCGCCAUGCUCGAAAGUGUUAAACCAAAACGUUUGGUCAUGAAAUGGAGGGAUGCCAAAAACAGUGAUGAUUAUGGAAUUUACUGCAUGAGGCAUAUGGAGACGUAUAAAGGCGAAGGCGUACAAGGUUGGGAGUGCGGGCUGGGCAAAAACGACAAGAAGAAGAUUGCAUCACUACGGUUUAAGUAUGUUGCUGCUAUGCUUUAUGCUGAUGCAAACGAGCUGAAAUUGGAAGUUUUUAAUCAGGCACGUGAGUACGGCAAGAAGAAAGAAAAAGCGAGAGGGAAAAAACCACGACCAUGAGAAGGGCUUUAAUUUUUAAUGAUGUG
This is a messenger RNA of Cuscuta epithymum, 3283 nucleotides long. Lineage: Eukaryota; Viridiplantae; Streptophyta; Magnoliopsida; Solanales; Convolvulaceae. The record is from the annotation of a GenBank genome assembly.